GAUAUGGGCCGCUGGGUGAAGCCAGACGUUUACCCGCUGAUCGCCGCCAUGUCGCUCGUCGGAGGGAUGUGCGUCUUCUCGCUGACGAGGAACGUCUUCAUGAACCCGGACGUCAGGGUGAACAAGAACAACCGGCAGAGCGCGGUGCCGGAGAACGCGGAGGAGGGGGAGAAGUAUAGCCAGCACGCGUUCCGGCGAUUCCUCGGCACGCAGCGGCCGGAGGUCUUCCCGGCGAUCAACCGCUUCUUCGCCGGCCCGGCGACGGCGGCGGCGGCGGCAGCGACGACGAGUGACCGCGACGACUGAUCAUUACCUGCGUUUAAUUGCUCAAUUGCUGCGCUGUAUUUUAGUCUCUAUACUAGCCAAAUGCAUGAGAAGUUAAUUAAUUAGUACGUUCUACGGGUUAAUGGAUUGAUGUACGUGUGAAUAUAUUCCGGCUCGAUCUGAGACGUGUCUGAAUGAAAUCGUAUUCUGAAGAAUUAAUAAAUAAAUUAAG
This is a messenger RNA of Oryza brachyantha (malo sina), 496 nucleotides long. RefSeq lists its product as uncharacterized. The record is from RefSeq and is a predicted model, not a curated record. Lineage: Eukaryota; Viridiplantae; Streptophyta; Magnoliopsida; Poales; Poaceae. The transcript is spliced from 3 exons. Bases 4 to 306 code for a protein of 100 amino acids.